This is a messenger RNA of Ostertagia ostertagi, 261 nucleotides long. Lineage: Eukaryota; Metazoa; Nematoda; Chromadorea; Rhabditida; Trichostrongylidae. The record is from the annotation of a GenBank genome assembly.
AUGCGUUGGAAUAAACGCGGUCGUCCGGUAUUCGUGUUGAAACCGAUAAAUAUCAGCGAUUUCUGGCUCAAAGACAUAACUCCGGCGGUGAUUCGACGGGAUUACCCUGCCGGAAUGUGGGACGAGUUGGUUGUAACGUUUGUGUUUGAGCGUCGAUAUAUGUGGUACUUUCUACAAGCUUAUCUACCGACAUACUUCACAAUCUUUAUCAGAAAUCCGACGAAAAUGCAACGCCCGCUGUCUUUCAGCAGUUGCGUAUGA